AUGAUCUCUCGCUCUCCCUCGAGAUUCUGCAGGCUACAUGAGACUAUCAGACCAUAUCAAAGGAAUGUCUCUAGUCCGGCUCGGGCUCACCCUACCAACGCGCUAGUCGGACCGCUCGGGACUUCCUCGUACCCAUUGUCUGGAGCUGGACCCCUAGUAGGAUUGCGUCUGGCAGUGAAGGACAAUAUAUGCACCAAGUCACUGCCAACAACAUGCUCGUCUAAAGUGCUUCAGGACUAUCAUUCUCCCUUUGACGCGACAGUCGUUUCAUUGCUCUGGAAUAACGGCGCGGAGAUUGUUGGGAAGGCGAACUGUGAUGAAUUCGGGAUGGGAUCCCUCAACCUGUACUCGGUCCAUGGUCCUGUAGUUAACCCCUUCGGUUUGCAAGGAGAAGAAUCCGCCGCGGAACGGAGAUCUGCGGGAGGUAGUUCGGGUGGAAGUGCUGCCGCAGUCGCUGCUGGCCUAUGCGAAGCCGCCUUAGGUACGGACACCGGCGGUUCUGUGCGAUUACCAGCCUCGUAUUGUGGAGUUGUAGGCAUGAAGCCUUCAUACGGUAUCAUUAGCAGAUGGGGUGUCGUUUCCUUCGCCGACAGUCUGGACUGCGUAGGCGUUCUCGCGCGAGACAUUGACACUACCAGACGUGUCCAUGACAGCCUAGCUGUCUGGGACCACAGAGAUCCAACGGCCGCCCCUCUCCAUGUGAGGACAAGAGCUAAAGGCGUCAGCGAGAGUGCCCUCGAGUACCUCAAGAGCGAAACCCUUGCCGGCCUUCGAAUAGGUGUUCCGCGGGAGUACUUCCCGAGCGAACUGGAGCAAAGCGUAGUCGCACCCCUUCGCAGCCUUCUGAACCAGCUACGAGCUCGCGGGGCGACCAUCGUUCCGGUGUCCCUCCCCUCGACACCAUACGCUCUGAGCGCGUACUACGUCAUCUCCAGCGCCGAAGCCAGUAGCAACCUCGCAAGGUACGACGGAAUUGAGUAUGGUAUGCGCGUCGAGCCACCUCCAGGCGCGAACUUCACAAAAACUGCCAACGUCUACGCAUAUACUCGAUCACAAGGGUUCGGUAGGGAAGUCCAGCGGCGCAUACUGCUGGGCACCUAUGCGCUGUCGGCUGACGCUUUUGAGAACUACUUCCUGCAAGCCCAGCGGGUGCGCAAGCUCAUCAAGGCUGACUUCGACCGUGUCUUCUGUAUUCCCAGCGUGCUCAACUCGCCAUCAAGCCCUAUAUCGGCUGGUCCAUCAGAGGGCGUCCACGUCCUAAUUCAUCCUUCUGCGAUUCGGACUGCCCCUGCCCUCCCAACCUUAGACAGCGAGGGUAAUCCAGAGGACGGAACAGACGCGCCCACGUCUACCCUCGACGCGUAUGUGCAGGACGUGAUGACUGUCCCUGCGUCGCUAGCGGGUCUCCCGGCUUUGAGUAUCCCGGCGGGCACGGGCGCCGAUGGAUGGCCGAUCGGCGUCAGCGUAGUGGGACAGUGGGGUAGUGAUGAGUUGGUGUUGAAGGUCGGAGAGAUCAUAGAAAGAUGUCGGGGAGAUACUUGAAGGUAGUGCGUAUCUCAGAUACUAGUACAACAAUCAACCGAGCCCUAUAGCGGAAUGCCAGACAAAUCCAACUCGACCUACGACAUCGCGUCAGCGUUUGUCUUGCAGUUGGCGUUGAGUGGAC
Dichomitus squalens LYAD-421 SS1 is the source of this 1666-nucleotide messenger RNA. RefSeq names its product amidase signature enzyme. The record is from RefSeq and is a predicted model, not a curated record. Gene Ontology annotation, molecular function: glutaminyl-tRNA synthase (glutamine-hydrolyzing) activity. Lineage: Eukaryota; Fungi; Basidiomycota; Agaricomycetes; Polyporales; Polyporaceae. Gene Ontology annotation, cellular component: mitochondrion; glutamyl-tRNA(Gln) amidotransferase complex. Bases 1 to 1542 code for a protein of 513 amino acids. Gene Ontology annotation, biological process: glutaminyl-tRNAGln biosynthesis via transamidation; mitochondrial translation. The transcript is spliced from 9 exons.